CAACUGUUACAGCCAGCAAAGCUACAAUACGACAGAAGGAGUAGUAGCAUCUGUGAAGGCUGGAGGGGAAUUAAAUGUAGAUUUGACAAGAAUUUCACUAGAAUCAACGGUGUUAGGGGUGCAGACAUGGACGUAGUUCUAUACGUGACCGCUGCUGCUCUGCUCUCUGUGCUCAUUGUAUUUGUCCUCAGGGUGCGGAGAAAAACACAAGAGGCUGACGAAGAGCAGCAGCGUGAUGUUGUACGGGCAGCUGGACCUCCACAGUCGGUGGCUGAGGAGCGAGGAGCAGGUAUGCCUCGCCGGCGGAGGAACCUCGCUGCAGUGAUGGCCAACAGACGACAGCAGAGAGAAGUCGUGGAGCAGGCAGAAGAAGAAGAAGAAGAAGAAGAGGAUGUUGUUGAGGAAGAUGAGCUGCAGCUGCAGAUGCCAGUGAAGAUUGGAGUAAAAAAGCAAAGGAAGCUGGAGGAGAAACAGGCCAAAAAAGCUCAGAGAGAGGCAGAAAUGGAGGAGCGGGAGGAGAGGAAAAGGAUGCAGGAGCUCAGGGAGCAGGAAAGACGACAGGAAGAAGAGAAGGAGCGGCUGAUGGAACAGAAACAGGAGGAGGAGGAACGCCGAGCCAAGGAGGAGCAGGAGCGGAGGGAGGAGGAGGAGUACUUAAAACUUAAAGCAUCUUUUGUUGUGGAGGACCAGGGAGAGGAGGAGCAACUCUCUGAGGACCAGUCACGCAACCUCCUUCAGGAAUUCAUCCAGUACAUUGAGAGCUCUAAGGUAGUUCUCCUUGAAGACCUGGCAUCUCAGUUUGGGAUGAGGACCCAGGACGCAAUCACCAGACUUCAGGACCUGUUGGCUGAAGGUUCCCUUACAGGAGUGAUCGAUGACAGAGGCAAGUUUAUCUCCAUCACUCCAGAGGAGCUGGACUCAGUGGCUCAGUUCAUUAGAAGAAGAGGCAGAGUGUCCAUCACAGAGCUGGCUCAGGCCAGCAAUACUCUCAUCAACCUGGUACCUGAGAACCGCAGCGCCGCCUAAUGGACAGACAGCGUACUACAGCUUCAACAGAAUGAUGUGAGAGAUCAAGCUUCGCUAAAUGCUUCAUGAACCAUACUGUCAGCUAAUAGUUGACACAUGGCAACUUAAAUCAGUGGUGAUGUUUUCAUGUAAAUCAGAUUUUACACAGCUCAUGUCUAAAUAUAAAUUAUAAUGAAUUAAUCAAUUUAUAAUUGAUAUAAAUUAUUUAACAAAGCAUAAACUCCUGUUUGUCAUUCAUGGUUUUGUUUCAUCUUCUUCAGGUUUAUAUAGUUGUAUGCAUUGUUCACUGCAUGAUGUCCUUUUAUUAAAUGUUUCCAGAAAA
Molecule: messenger RNA, 1348 nt
Organism: Cynoglossus semilaevis (tongue sole)
Lineage: Eukaryota; Metazoa; Chordata; Actinopteri; Pleuronectiformes; Cynoglossidae
Gene: ddrgk1
Product: DDRGK domain containing 1
Exons: 8
Coding region: 127-1026 (299 amino acids)
Biological process (GO): protein K69-linked ufmylation; cartilage development; negative regulation of IRE1-mediated unfolded protein response
Molecular function (GO): ubiquitin-like protein ligase binding
Source: RefSeq, a predicted model, not a curated record